UAAAAAAAAAGACGGAGUCUUUAUCAAAGUAGUUCUGCUCUUAAGAGGAGUUUAAUACACUUUAUUGUGUUUUUAAAAGGUGUAGACUUCUGUUGGGGGGUUGUAUGUCUCUCCUACCACCUCUUUGACCUUUAAUGAUGGGCUCAUAACUUUGGUGCAAAGGAAGACAAAAAGAGCCGAUCUUGGAGACUUUACUCUCUUCUGAGAUACUCUCUCCUGGUUGCGGAGGAAGUGAGUGAGCCAAAAAAAUGGGGGUCGUCUCAGAAGAAGCCAUUGAUGAAUUCCUGGAGCUAAUAAAUCAAGUUGAGGAGCCUUUGAAGAAAACAUUUGAGAAUGUCCAUCAGGGAUACAUGAGAGAGCAUUUGAGUCGUUUUCUGAAGGCACGAGAUUGGAACGUAUUUAAAGCUCAUACAAUGCUGGUUGAGUGUUUGCGUUGGAGAGUGGAUAAUGAAAUUGACAGUAUAUUAUCCAAACCUAUUGUUCCUAGUGAGUUGUACAGGAACGUGCGGGAUUCUCAACUCAUAGGAAUGUCAGGUUACACCAGAGAGGGCUUGCCUGUCUUUGCUAUUGGUGUUGGCCUCAGCACAUUCGACAAAGCAUCGGUUCACUACUAUGUCCAGUCCCACAUCCAAAUCAAUGAAUACAGAGACCGUGUACUACUGCCUUCUAUGUCUAAGAAGAACGGCCGGCCAAUCACAACCUGUGUGAAAGUUCUAGACAUGACAGGGUUAAAACUUUCAGCGCUGAGCCAAAUUAAGUUAGUGACUAUCAUAUCAACCAUUGAUGAUUUGAACUAUCCAGAGAAGACAAACACCUACUAUGUUGUGAACGCUCCAUAUAUAUUUUCUGCCUGUUGGAAGGUUGUGAAACCACUUUUACAAGAGAGGACGAGGAAGAAAGUUCAUGUGUUAUCUGGUAGCGGAAGGGAUGAAUUAUUGAAGAUUAUGGACUACACAUCCCUCCCACAUUUCUGUAGAAGAGGAAGCUCUGGGUCAUCUCACCACAGUGAGAGUGUAGAUUGUUUUUCUUUUGAUCAUCCUUUCCAUCAACAGCUAUACAACUAUGUGAAGCACCAUUAUGAGACUCAGGGACAAGCAGAACCUGCAAAGCAAGGAUCAUUCCACGUGGGGUUUCCUGAGCCUGAAGCUGAGAGUGUUCAGAUAGCCAUUGAAUCGGAACUGCACAAGUUUGAGAACUGCAAUGGUCUAUGCAAGCCUGCUGAUGACAAAAAAGUCAGUCCAUGAAACACUGGACGAUGAUACUUCUGAGGGAAUUCAAAUGAGCAAGUACUGAGCUCUGUCAUCUCCCUAGCCAUGCAGAUCCAGUGAAGAAAAAAUAAGUCUUGAACUGAAUGUCCUCCUGGCUUUCAUGUCCUCUGUCAUCUCCCUAGACAUUUGUAGCAAAUUUAUUUGUAUUUUUGUAAAAUGUAAAACAGAGGCCGAAGAGAUCCACUUAUCAACUCCUUAAGCAUCUGUGUGAGUGCUGGUCUAUGAUCUCAUUCAUCAGAUUUUCAUAGAGUUAUUGGUAAAGGCAAACAUCACCGGUUUCAACAAA
This is a messenger RNA of Raphanus sativus (radish), 1554 nucleotides long. Its product is annotated as SEC14 cytosolic factor. Bases 249 to 1244 code for a protein of 331 amino acids. The record is from RefSeq and is a predicted model, not a curated record. NCBI's taxonomy places the organism in Eukaryota, Viridiplantae, Streptophyta, Magnoliopsida, Brassicales, Brassicaceae. The transcript has 11 exons.